AUGGGCAUGUCGCGUGUCCAGGAGAGGGGAGUUGCCCUAAUCAUGGGAUUGGCCGUUCAUUUUGGUAUAAACAAGAGUCCCCCAAGUUCUCAUAUGAGAGCUCUCAGGUGGGGACUUGAUUCUAUCUUCGGUCAUCAAGGUGUUGUUCUACCGUUCGGUAAUUUAGCGGAGGGAGACGCUUGA
Molecule: messenger RNA, 183 nt
Organism: Prunus armeniaca (apricot)
Lineage: Eukaryota; Viridiplantae; Streptophyta; Magnoliopsida; Rosales; Rosaceae
Source: the annotation of a GenBank genome assembly